Sceloporus undulatus (fence lizard) is the source of this 838-nucleotide messenger RNA. It is a transcript of the gene NKX2-8, whose product is annotated as NK2 homeobox 8. The record is from RefSeq and is a predicted model, not a curated record. Gene Ontology annotation, molecular function: DNA-binding transcription factor activity, RNA polymerase II-specific; RNA polymerase II cis-regulatory region sequence-specific DNA binding. Gene Ontology annotation, biological process: cell differentiation; regulation of transcription by RNA polymerase II. The coding region runs from base 1 to 750 and encodes 249 amino acids. Lineage: Eukaryota; Metazoa; Chordata; Lepidosauria; Squamata; Phrynosomatidae. The transcript is spliced from 2 exons. Gene Ontology annotation, cellular component: nucleus.
AUGGCCGCCCUGGGCAGCAGCCGGAUCAGCUUCACCGUCCGGAGCCUCUUGGAUUUACCGGAGACCGACGGAGGAGAGAUCCCCGGCCCCAGGACCAGGACCAGGGGCCCCGCCGCCAAGGAGCCCGAGCCGGGCGACGCCUUCGACGCGGGGUCCCCUUUCGGAGAGUGGCUGGAGAUCGACCGGAGCCAGUCUCUGUCUUCGGAUGAGAGCGGGGCUGAGAGCAGGAUGCGCCCAGCGGCUGCUUCGUCUCAGGCGGCGGCGGAGGAGGAGGAGGAGGAAGAGGAAGAGGAGAGGAAGAAGAAGCGCCGGGUCCUCUUCUCCAAGGCGCAGACGCUGGCGCUGGAGCGGCGGUUCCGGCAGCAGCGGUACCUCUCGGCGCCGGAGCGGGAGCAGCUGGCCCACUUGCUCCGCCUGACGCCCACCCAGGUCAAGAUCUGGUUCCAGAACCACCGCUACAAGAUGAAGCGGGCCAAAGGGGCUGAGAGGGCCGGAGCAGGAGGAGGUGAAGGUGCUGGUGUUGGAAGCGAAGUGGCUCCCCUCCUGCGCCGGGUGGUGGUGCCCGUGUUGGUCAGGGACGGCAAGGCCUGCCAAGGCUGCAGUGGCCCCCUCGCCCCCGGGCAGGACUUGGGCGGUGCUCAUGGGGCCCUGGCCUUUCCUCCGGCCUUUCCACCGGCAGCUUCCCUGAGCCUUUUCCCGGCUUACCAGCACUUAGCGCCGUCAGCCCUGGUCUCCUGGAACUGGGGCUGAGGAGCCAGGCGCCGAAGAGAUCAGCCUGCCCGGCCUCCAAAGGGGACCAGCCUCUUCGGCCUGCCUGCCCGCCAUCCUAAAUAGAGAC